UCGACGACACACUCGUUAAUUCCGCGUCGACCAGCGGCGGGCAGUCGGCACUCGGCAGUAGGUUCAGUCGGGUUUGGGUUUUGUGCGGCGCAUUAUCCGUGUGGGUCGUCCGCUGUUCUCUGGUGUGCAUCGUUCGUUUCGCGUAUAAAUACAUGAUAAUAAUAAAAAAAUAUACGCACGCGUAUAUAGAUAUAAUAUUGUUUUGUACGGUCGUGAUGAUAUCAAUCGCGUUGCAUUAUUAACGUCUCGUUUUCUUGGCACAGUCUCACGAAAAAUAUCUUUAUAUUAUUUUUAUUAUAACGAUUAUAAAAAGUUAAUAUACUAUAAUAUUCGCCAGUCGGCGUCGGUGACGGCCGGAGGAGGAGGAGACGAUGACGUGACUCGCCGGAGGACAGUGGUCUGCACUCACAAGGUUGAUAUGGGGUACACCGGCGGUAACGCUACGGCUCAGGGCAAACCCGAGUACGAGGCCCUGGUGGGCCGGCAGGAGGCCGAGAUUCGCAUGCUGGAGGUGAUGCGCCGAUGCGUGACCAGCAAGCUCAAGUGCGACCGUGAGUACGCCGCAUCACUGAGCGCCGUGUGUGCGCUUGGCUUCAAGUGCGGCGGCGGUUCUGGCGCGGGUGGUGGUGCGGUUGACGCAGCGCCCGGCAGCAGUCUUAUGGCCGGCGCCUGGAAGCGGCUGCUGGACGAGCUGGACGCAGCCAGCCGGGCCAUACGGUCCGUGUGCGACCGGAUUGAGAAGAAUACACUUGACCGGAUCGCGGGUAUAUGCGCUGAGAAGCGGAAGGCGAAAAAAGCGUACCAGGACGAGUACAACAGGAUAUCUCUGCAAUACAACAACUUGGUCGACGAGUUGGCAAGAAAAAAAGCAGAUUACACCAAACACCUAGAAACCUAUCGUUCUAUGAGGUCAAGAUUUGAAGAACAUUUUUUCAAAAGUGGCCGAGGAGGGAGAAAAUUGGACGACGUCCGGGAAAAAUACCAAAGGGCCUGUCGGCGAUUGCAUCUUGUACAUAAUGAAUACGUCCUAUUAAUUGCCGAAGCACAAGAAUCGGAAAAAGACUUCCAGACAAUAAUGAUGCCGGCAUUUAUGCAACAUCAUAAACAAGAGCUGGAAAACAUUAUAGCCGAUUGGAAAAAUGCAUUAACCGAAUUGGCAGUACAAUGGAAUCCGGCGUCCGAAGAGUUCGUGCAGAUAGGCUUGCGUAUGGAAUCGUGCACGGAUAUCAUACAACCGUGUGAGGAGUAUAACGACUAUACAAAAAAGACUGAACGAAAUGACGUCGAGAUCUCAUUCGACGACGCUCUAGUGCAAGGCGAUACGUCUGGACAUCUGCAAGCCAACCAGCUGGCAGUCGAUAACCUGACUAUGGACUGGGUGCGCAAUAAAAUGACUGAACUCGAAACCCGGCUGAAAGAAUGCCAAGACGCCAUAGAAACCAGUGUAGAUAACAAGUCGGAAAAUAAUUCCGAAAUACAAUUGAUUGAGCUCAAAAGCGAAGAACAUCGACUACAAAAGCAAGUAGAUGUUAUAAAAAAAGCUCUUUUUGAAAUUGGUUGUGAAGAAUUGCCUUCUGGAUGCGAUCUUCCAUCAUUAGACAUAAACGAUAUUGACAUUACUGUUGACGGUACUCUGAAAAGGCCUUCGUUGAGUAGUGUUAGUCAAGCUUCAUCCAUGAUGACUAUAGCUACUACAUUGGCUACGUCUAGUUUGGUAGACAUCUUACGUAAACCAUUUCGUCGUAAGUCUGUACCAAAUUCAGGGAAUGGUAACCUUUCGAUGGAUUCAAAUUCAGUGCAAAACAAUAACAGUGCCAUUACUACAACUACAGCCAGCUCAGGAGUAGGUCCACAAAACGGUGAUAUUAGUAAUCACUAUCACUCUGACAGUUUAGAUGGAAACGAUGGAUCGGUUAUUGUUGAUAUGCGACCGAUAGUCACGCCUGUGCCAUUUGCUGACAACAAUUCUAACAACUUUUUGCCUAGUGUGAUUGGGUCUUCUGUGAAAUCAUUAAUUGAAGAAGAAUGGUUCCAUGGAGUAUUACCGAGAGAAGAAGUUGUUCGACUUUUAACAAAAGAAGGGGACUUUUUAGUGAGAGAAACUACUAGAAACGAUGAGAAUCAGACAGUGUUAUCCGUAUGUUGGGGUGGCCACAAGCAUUUUAUUGUUCAAACCACUUCCGAGGGCGAGUUUCGUUUUGAAGGACCAUCAUUCCCUACCAUCCAAGAACUAAUUACGUAUCAAUACCAAAGUGCAUUACCGGUCACUAGUCGCUCAGGAGCUAUACUUCGACAGCCAAUCCCUAGAGAACGAUGGGAAUUAAAUAAUGACGAUGUGUUACUGCUUGAAAAAAUAGGCAGAGGUAAUUUUGGCGAUGUUUAUAAAGCAAGAUUGCGGUCUACCAAUAAGGAAGCCGCGGUAAAAACAUGUCGUGUUACCGUGCCCGAUGAGCACAAAAAGAAAUUCCUGCAGGAAGGUCGUAUUUUGAAACAAUAUGACCAUCCUAAUGUUGUUAAACUAAUCGGUAUCUGUGUGCAGAAGCAACCUAUUAUGAUAGUCAUGGAACUAGUCGCAGGAGGGUCUUUGUUAUCGUAUUUAAGAAAUAAUUCUAAGACCUUGUCUGUCCUCCAAUUGGUCUCAAUGUGUCGUGAUGCAGCUGCUGGCAUGAUGUACUUAGAAAGUAAGAACUGCAUUCACCGUGAUCUCGCAGCUCGAAACUGUUUAGUUGAUGAUAAAAAUAUAGUGAAGAUUUCUGAUUUUGGUAUGUCCAGAGAAGAAGAAGAGUAUAUAGUUUCUGACGGUAUGAAACAAAUUCCAAUUAAAUGGACAGCUCCUGAAGCUCUUAAUUUUGGUAAAUAUACUACAUUAUGUGACGUUUGGAGUUAUGGUGUACUGUGUUGGGAGAUAUUUGCCAAAGGCGGAACACCCUACAGUGGUCUCAGCAAUUCAAAGGCUCGGGAAAAAAUUGAUACAGGUUAUAGAAUGCCUGCUCCUGAAGGAACACCCGACGAGAUUUAUCGUCUCAUGUUACAGUGCUGGCAAUAUCAGCCAGAAAACCGUCCACAUUUCGACAGGAUAUACGCAACCGUUGAAUCAUUGGUCAAAUCGUUGAGCCCGGUGCCUCCUAAAAUGCGUAUUGUCGAUGGCGCUAAAUCAAAUGAUAUUGCCAAUGUCGCUCUAUUUAUGUUGCGUAUAUGAUGAAUGUCAUUGGCUUUUUGAUAGGCCGUCAUCCAAGUGGUCUGCGGCGGCCUGUCUUCGGAAAUGGUGAUAUCACUGUGUGUGCUACGGAGUCUUCACAGAAACCCUUCAGCCGGUGAAACUUAUUCUUGUGAUUGUUUUAUUAUUAAGUUUAUUUUUUUUUUUUAUUAUUGUUAAUUGUUUUGUUCAUCAGUUGUAUCGACCUCAAAUUUAGCCGCAUAUACUGUGUAAAAAAAUUGA
Messenger RNA from Acyrthosiphon pisum (pea aphid), 3439 nucleotides. It is a transcript of the gene FER, whose product is annotated as tyrosine-protein kinase Fer. Gene Ontology annotation, biological process: peptidyl-tyrosine phosphorylation. The record is from RefSeq and is a predicted model, not a curated record. The transcript has 15 exons. Gene Ontology annotation, molecular function: ATP binding; non-membrane spanning protein tyrosine kinase activity. Lineage: Eukaryota; Metazoa; Arthropoda; Insecta; Hemiptera; Aphididae. Bases 419 to 3199 code for a protein of 926 amino acids.